CGGCGGGCGCUGACGGAGGAGGCGGAGCGGGGCCGGGCCGGAGGCGGCGGCGGCACCGAGACCGGGCAGGUGACUAAUUACUGCUUGGAGUUCGCAAAGACAAAUUCCUGGGGCUGCUGGUGUCCCCAGCCAGCUUCCCACCAUGGACCAGGACUACGAGAGACGUCUGCUACGCCAAAUCAACAUACAGAAUGAGAACACAAUGCCUUGUGUAGCAGAGAUGAGAAGAACCCUGACACCUUCCAAUUCCCCAAUGUCUUCUCCUAGUAAGCACGGUGACAGAUUCAUUCCCUCAAGAGCUGGGGCCAACUGGAGCAUUAACUUCCACAGAAUAAAUGAAAAUGAAAAAUCACCAAGCCAGAACAGAAAAGCAAAGGAUGCUACAUCAGACAACGGCAAAGAUGGCCUGGCCUACUCUGCCCUGCUGAAGAAUGAACUCUUGGGAGCAGGGAUCGAGAAGGUGCAGGACCCUCAGACAGAGGACAGGAGGCUGCAGCCAUCCACCCCAGAGAAGAAGUCUCUCUUCACUUACUCGCUCAGCACAAAACGUUCCAGCCCUGAUGACGGCAACGAGGUCUCACCCUAUUCCCUGUCUCCUGUCAGCAACAAAAGUCAGAAGCUGCUAAGAUCACCUCGAAAACCAACUCGGAAAAUCUCCAAGAUUCCUUUCAAAGUGCUGGAUGCCCCAGAGCUGCAGGAUGACUUCUACCUGAACCUGGUGGACUGGUCCUCUCUUAACGUCCUCAGUGUUGGCCUUGGGACUUGUGUUUACCUGUGGAGUGCUUGUACAAGUCAGGUGACCCGGCUGUGUGACCUGUCUGUGGAAGGGGAUUCCGUGACAUCCGUGGGCUGGUCAGAACGGGGGAACCUGGUGGCUGUUGGCACUCACAAGGGCUUUGUACAGAUCUGGGACGCAGCUGCAGGAAAGAAGCUCUCCAUGCUGGAGGGGCACACGGCCAGAGUCGGUGCCCUGGCGUGGAAUGCAGACCAACUCUCGUCGGGGAGCCGGGACAGGAUGAUCCUGCAGCGGGACAUCCGCACCCCGCCCGUGCAGUCCGAGCGCCGGCUCCAGGGGCACAGGCAGGAGGUCUGUGGGCUCAAGUGGUCCACAGAUCACCAGCUCCUGGCCUCUGGAGGGAAUGAUAAUAAGCUCCUCGUCUGGAAUCACUCCAGCCUGAGCCCUGUCCAACAAUACACAGAGCAUCUGGCAGCAGUCAAAGCCAUCGCCUGGUCCCCUCACCAGCACGGGCUGCUGGCCUCGGGCGGGGGCACAGCCGACCGCUGCAUCCGCUUCUGGAACACGCUCACGGGGCAGCCCCUGCAGUGCAUCGACACCGGCUCCCAGGUGUGCAACCUGGCCUGGUCCAAGCACGCCAACGAGCUGGUGAGCACUCACGGAUACUCACAGAACCAGAUCCUGGUCUGGAAAUACCCCUCGUUAACCCAAGUAGCAAAGCUCACGGGGCACUCCUACCGAGUCCUGUACCUGGCGAUGUCCCCUGACGGGGAGGCCAUUGUCACAGGAGCUGGGGACGAGACCUUGCGCUUCUGGAACGUCUUCAGUAAAACUCGCUCCACAAAGGAGUCUGUGUCCGUGCUUAACCUCUUCACCAGGAUACGAUAAACCCUCUCCCUGCGCCCCAGGAACCUACAGCCUGACAUUCCAGGAUCAGACCACUCCCUCGGCCUGCAUGGACCCCCGGAGCCCAGCCGAGGGGAGGGAGAGCUGAGGGACUGGAGGAGGACCCAGCUCAAUAAAUACGUGCUUGUGAUCCACGCUGGGCAGUAUUUGGGAUGGGGUGGGGAGGGGAGGGAACUGCCAAAGGUUUGUGGAUUCAUCUUUCAUAAAGGGAAACGGGUGCAAGAGAAAUGUUAACCCAGCAUCCUCCAGCCCUCCGGACGGUACCGGGGAGGACUCGUGUGACAUGGACCACUGAGACCGGACUGAGGCCAUCCCCACGGCCAUGCCGUCCCUCCUGGGAGAGAGGAGCAUAUCCUUGUCGCUGUGGGAAGGGGUUUGACGUGCUGCUCUGGGUCCCUGUGUCCUCAGUGACAUCUCUGGAGGCAGGAGCCAGCCAGACUGGGCCAGUACCACUGGUGCGAGUGGACACGGCUCCAGCUGGGCAUCGAAGGGCUUUGUUCAUAGCCUGCCAUCCCCCGUUCCAGGAAGAAACUGGAGAACUGCC
Messenger RNA from Empidonax traillii (willow flycatcher), 2186 nucleotides. RefSeq names its product fizzy and cell division cycle 20 related 1 (gene FZR1). Gene Ontology annotation, molecular function: anaphase-promoting complex binding; ubiquitin ligase activator activity; protein binding. The record is from RefSeq and is a predicted model, not a curated record. Gene Ontology annotation, cellular component: anaphase-promoting complex. NCBI's taxonomy places the organism in Eukaryota, Metazoa, Chordata, Aves, Passeriformes, Tyrannidae. The coding region runs from base 143 to 1624 and encodes 493 amino acids. Gene Ontology annotation, biological process: positive regulation of anaphase-promoting complex-dependent catabolic process; positive regulation of ubiquitin protein ligase activity; anaphase-promoting complex-dependent catabolic process. The transcript has 14 exons.